Molecule: messenger RNA, 4795 nt
Organism: Aspergillus calidoustus
Lineage: Eukaryota; Fungi; Ascomycota; Eurotiomycetes; Eurotiales; Aspergillaceae
Source: the annotation of a GenBank genome assembly
AGAUAGCCUGUCAAUGCCAUCCACCGCGAUCAUCCUGUGGCAGAAGCGGAAAUCACGUGGCUUCUCAGGUCUCGCGCCAAGACGCGCCUUGGCAUUUACCGCCAGGGACUUGUUCAUCACCUGGGAAGACCCUCACCAAUAUCCUCCCUCUCACACAUCUCUCUUCUCUUUCGAUUUCUCACCCAAAGCAGCACCCAGAGUGCGACAAGACUUGAAACCUGCGCCGCAAUGCGGAAUAACAUCAUUCCAACACCCAGCGGAUAGACUGGCGCCUGCUCAGUCUUACAGAAGGACGGGCCGAUGAAAUUACCCAAACAGUAACCGGUCAACACCAUUGCGUUGACGGUGAUUUUUUCGGGUGGCCCGCGGUGUUUGCUGUUGAGGCAGACAUACAGAGCGUCCACGAAGCUAUGUACGCGAACGAAAUUCAGAGGCAGGCAAGGCCGCCGUAUGGGUUGGAUUCGGCGAUUAGCCAUAGGCCUAGCACGCCAGCGAGAAAGGGGAUUAUACAUAGGAUCAUGAUAAGUAGGCACGCGUUGGGGUAGUGCGAGGCGAUGAAGCUACAGGCGUCCGAAGGUAAGUAAGCUCUGGAGAGUCUGUGCUGGACUGGCAGAGGGGCCGGAGGGCUUACCAGGCCAAAGGACAUAUGACAAGCUGCACUGCACCGGAUGGCAUGGAUAAGAGUCGUGCGUAGGCUGCUGAAGCCCAUGCCACGGAUGAUGAGUCCUUGGAACUGAGAAACUCGUCAGCAAUGUCUUAUAUCCAAAGAUGGAUCAAAAAGGAGCCGUCCUGUGGGUGAAUACAGGGAGAGAGCCAUAGUAUGUACCGUGUUCAAAGACCCGGACUACGAAGGAACUACUCGGCCAGGACCUCGGACUCAGGAUAGACUUAGUUGCAGUGUGCUCCAAGUGACGUGUCUCUCUCUUCUGGACCACAGCGAACGUAUACCUGCAAAAACAGCAUUUGACUCCAAUAUACCUCAUCCUUUUCAUAAGUCUCAUUCAUGCACAAACCAGACCAACUAAGAAUACUCAAGAUAUCGCCUUCAACACGUAUCCGAACGACUCAUCCAGAAUCCUCAACCCCUCCUCAAUCUCCUCCGCCGUAACCAUGACCGGUGGAGCAAGCCUGAACACGCCCCCCAUCCGCGGAAGAUUAACCACAUUACACGACAAACCCCGCGCCAUCGCCCGAUCCGACACUUGCUGCCCAAGCUCCGAACCGGGCGCCCGCGUCUCGGCAUCCGAAAUGAUCUCAAUCCCCUGGAGGAGCCCCCGCCCCCGGACAUCGCCAAUGCACCAGUACUUCUUCUGUAGCUUCAGGAGCCCCUCGCGGAGCUGCGCGCCUCGCUCGGAGGCCCGUUGGCAAAUGUUAUCCCGUUCUACGAUCUCUAGGACUUUUUUCCCGACGGCUGCGGUGAGCGGGUCGUUGAGGUGUGUUGUCAGCCAGAGGAAGCCGGCCUCGUGACAGCCGCGCUCGAUUUCGACGGUUGUGCUGACGGAUGCGAGGGGGAGGCCGCAGCCGAGAGUCUUGGAGAGGGCAAGGAUAUCAGGCACGAUCUCGUCGUACUCGAACGCGAACAUCUGGCCCGUCCGCCCGACGCCCGUCUGCGCUUCGUCCAUGAUGACCAGCAUCCCGCGCUUGCGACACUCGUCGACCAUGCGCUUGAAGUACCCCUUGGGCGGAUCGAGGAUCCCGCCCGUCGAAAGGAUCGGUUCCAUGAUGAAUGCUGCAAGAGAACCCACACUCUGCCGGUCGAUCAUCGACCACCCGAAGUCCAUCUCGGCCUCCCAGUCAUAGGACCCGUCGGGCUUGCGAAAGUGCGAGCGGUAGGCGUAGGGGGCCGGGAAGGCGAGCUGGCCGGGCAUGCAUGGUCCGCCGCGUCGGCGACCAGCCGAGUACGUGGCUGAUCCAGACCCCUGGGUGAGCCCAUGGUAGCUAGCGGCGAAUGCGACAAUUUCAAAGUUGCCCGUGUACAGUUUGGCCAUUUUGAUGGCUGCUUCGGUGGAUUCGGAGCCUGUGUUUAGAAAGAAGGAUUUCUCCAGUGGGCGUGGGAGGAAGCGCGCGAGGCGCUCGGCCAGGUCGACGACGGGGUGGGUGAUCAUGUUGCUGAGGAGGUGGUCGAGCUCGGCGACGUACUUUUUCACGGUCUCGACGAUCUCCGGGUGCGAGUGGCCGAGGAGCGAGCUCAUCUGGCCGGAGGUGAAGUCGAGGACUGAGCGGCCAUCUUCGGUGUACAGGCGGGUGCCUUGAGCCUUUGUGAUGACGACGGGGGAGUAUGGAACGCCGGUGGACAUGAGGUACUUGUCGGCCUUUGCGAAGAAGGCGACGUCAUUGUCGGUAGAGCCCAUGUUGUGUAGGAUAUGUGGGAUGAUGAGAGGGACGGGGAGCUGUGUGCGAGCAUGUCGAGGAUAACUUUAGAGAGCAUCUUAAAUAUGAAGAGGGGAGGGGCAUCGAGGGGCAUAUUGAGGGCUGAUAACAUACCUACUCUCCGCGCAAACCCCCGCGGUCAGUCUGGCCUAUAGCUGUUGAGUAUUGGGCCCACCACUUGGCCGCGGCAAACCCUGUGGGCUCUCCAAUCCAAUGCUAACUCUGAAUAUGUUGAUGCUGAUUGGAGCACUGCCCUGAUAACGGACCACCUUUUGCCGUGGAAUCCCCCGCGAGAGCCAGUCUGCCCUCCCCUCCUUCUCUCUUCACAGUACCUGCUGCCCUACCAACUCCCACCAUGCAGCCGGAUAACAAUCCUCAGCCAGAAGGUCGCCCGUACCGGUCCCACCUCCACCCAGCCUGCUUGCCAUGCCGGAAACGCAAGUCGCGCUGCAAAACCCGGACCCUCGGCGAAGUAUGCGCUAUGUGCCUGGCGUACGGGACCGAGUGCAUCUUUGCGCGACCCGAGCAGCAAAGUUCGCCGCGGAGACUGGCGCCGAAUGCGCGGUCGUCUAGGUUCUCGCAGAACAGGCAGGAGAUAUUGCACAGGCCGUAUCCGACUCCCAGUACGAGUCGGAACUACCCGGUGUCGGCGGGUAUAGCGAAUACUCGGAGCGAGCAGCUGAAUUGGCGGGCAUGUGGGACGGAAGGCGAGAUUCCUCAUCUUAUGGGGAUUGUUUCCGAGGCAGAGGAUGACAGCUCGCAUAUCGUGAGCCCGGCGGUUGCAGAUGAUAAUGAUAUUCUCGAGAGUUAUCUUUCGGCCAUUCCGUCGUCGCGAAAACGGUAUUUGAUUCGCACAAGCUCCAGCUCAGACGGGCAUCUCAGGCCCGUGCGGUUCAACCUGGUCCCUCGACGGCCGCUGGGAGUCGUUGCGAACCAGUCGCUUGCGGCCGCAAAAUGCGAGAUUAUUGAAAAGUACAUGGGCCCUGAUCUCGAUGAGUACCUAAACCUGUACUUCUUCAAAGCCAAUCCAUGCUUUCCUCUAUUCGACGAAGCUUCGUUCCGAGGCUCAUAUUCUCUACACAAGAACAAGAUCUCGCCUGCGCUACUCUCCAAUUUGUAUGCCAACUCUCUCGUGUACUGGAAGAGUUCACCUAGAUUGGCUUCUGGCCGCACACCUGACAUUCGCUAUAUCUGGAACCAAGCGAACGAAGCGCUGCAUUCAGAGAUGUUUCUCUCACCCGGGAUUCCGACUAUAAUGGCCAUUCUCAUCAAUGUUUGUGGCAGACCAAGUACGUCGAUCUUUGGGAAUGGAGGUAUGGUCGGUAUGGCCGUUGGGCUGUCAAAUGCCCUGGGCCUCAACCGCGAUCCGUCAGGAUGGAGCAUAUCGCCUUUAGAGAAGAGCUUACGGAUCAGGAUCUGGUGGCUCGUCAUUGUACAUGAUCGAUGGUGCAGUUUGGCAUACGGCACACCGCUGCAAGUGCAUCGAGCACAGUACGAUGUCCCAUUGCCCUCGGUGGAUGAUAUCUGCCCUCACCCUUGUAGUCCCCGCGAGAAAGCCGCUGCAUCUGUCUUUGUGGCCUUGACGACCCUAACAGAUGUACUUGCACACUACCUCGAACAUGUCUAUAGCGUUUCCAGGACCUUCCAACCCAUCAGCCUGUCCGAAGCAGACCUGGAGCAAAUCAUCCGCGACUGGGAGGAGUCACUCGGCGACGACGUCCGUCACCUCGUCCUGAGAGGAACCAAGCUUGACAUCCCUGGUGCCGCCAACUUCCGACUCGCGUAUCUCUCCGUCAACCUCCUUCUCUACCGCAUCCAGCUCAACAUGAACAAGAGCUCUCUCCAGGUUGAAGAUGGCACGCUCUCGCUAUUUUACAUGCAUGCACAGCGAGCCGCCGAGGAAAUCGCCUACCUGGUGCAGGAACUGGACGAAGCGCAGUGCAGUGGAUUCUGGAUCCCCGUGCACGCCUUCUCACUGACCUCGGCAGCAAGUUUUCUCCUUCGGAGCGGGCUUCGGAUGAAAAGUAGAGGCCGCAAUACGCCGCUAAAGAUUGCGCGAGACAUGGUCAAUGCACUGCAGGCCCACCGGCAGAACUUUGAUUGGGAUCUGGCAGAUAACUGCCUGACGUCCUGUGGCGAGCUGCUCGACCGGAUUGGUGCGGCGGAGAGUGAUAGUGGGGUCGCUGCUGCUCCAGCCUCGGAGUUUCCGGGAAUUCCUGAAGAUCUGGAGAUUGACCCGGCUCUGCUGGAGGAGCUUUUCGGUACGACGGGCUUCUUGGAGGGGGCUGAGGCCUGGUAGUCUCGGAUUCAUCUUUUUUCCUGCUUGAUCGAAUCGAACUGCCAAUCACUUUUCUUAAUGCACCGUACACCUUUGCUUUCUGAGUGGAAUCACGCUAGCGGCCGCUCCUGGUCAAUUCUUCAAGGC